AUGGAUUCUCUUUCUUGCUCUUCGACAAAGAUGAACAACAACAACGACAAGCUCUCUGUCAGAAACAAAACUCGUUUCAAGAACACCAAUUUGAUCACAAGACAAAAGACCAUUCUCAAGAAGGCUUUAGAGCUCUCCGUCCUCUGCGAUAACGAAAUUUGUGUCAUCCAUUACGAUCUUGAAGGAAAUCUCGUCGAAACUUAUCCUGAAGGACAGAGCAAAGUUAAAGACAUCCUCGACAGGUAUAACAAUCUAAGCGACAGAGAAAAAAUCAAGAAAAGCACGAAUCUUUCUCAGUUCUGUAACAAGAAACUCGUUGACGAGAAGAAAAGAUCUCUUACUAACGCAGAGGAACACAAAAAGUUCACAAAGAAAGUUGGAGAGUUCGAGGGUUGGCUGGUCGAUCAGUUUCAUAUAUUACAAGACAGGUUUCGUGAUCUUUCUUAUUCCCAGGAUGAUCAAUAUCAUCAGACCACAGCCGAGCGUGAUCAGAACCCUUCUCUUGAUGUUAUCUCUGAAAAAGAUCACAACUUUCCGGCGUCUUUUGGCUUCAACCUCGCUAAUGACUU
This is a messenger RNA of Eruca vesicaria subsp. sativa (arugula), 569 nucleotides long. The record is from the annotation of a GenBank genome assembly. NCBI's taxonomy places the organism in Eukaryota, Viridiplantae, Streptophyta, Magnoliopsida, Brassicales, Brassicaceae.